Fusarium redolens is the source of this 762-nucleotide messenger RNA. RefSeq names its product S-adenosyl-L-methionine-dependent methyltransferase. NCBI's taxonomy places the organism in Eukaryota, Fungi, Ascomycota, Sordariomycetes, Hypocreales, Nectriaceae. The transcript has a single exon. The record is from RefSeq and is a predicted model, not a curated record. The coding region runs from base 1 to 762 and encodes 253 amino acids.
AUGUCUCACGCUGAGAAAACGCAAUACGAUUCGUUCGCUCCCAAGUAUGCUUCUGUGGAGGAGUUGCCCUGUUCGAAACUGGAGGGGCAGCUUGUGAAGAAUGCUUUGGGGGAUUGUACUGGUUUGAAGGUUCUGGAUCUUGGCGGUGGAAGUGGACUUCAUGCUAGGAGGGCAAUUGAUGCUGGGGCGAGUGUUGUUGAUGUUGUCGAUAUCUCGCCUGAGAUGAUGAAAGCGGGUGAGGAGAUUGAGAAGAGCCUCGGACGAAGGGAUCGCAUUCGUUGGUUAGAGGCUGAUGUCACCAAGCCGGUCACUGAGCAAGUCAAUUUGGAGGAGGGCUACGACAUCGUCAUGGCCAAUUGGGUUUUCGAUCAUGCUACCUCCGUUUCCGAGUUGAGAAGCAUGUAUGAGAAUGUCGUCAAGAACUUGAAGCCUGGAGGCAAGUUCAUCGGCGUGAGGUCAAAGAGCAUCCGCGCCGAGUACAUGAGCUACGGGAAAUACGGGGUCACCUUUACCGAUGUCACUGAGAUUCCGGGCGGCUUGAGGUACCAGGUCAAUUGUGUGACUGAGCCGCCGUUCUCGUUCGAGGCUACUUCGAUGGAGUCGACUUACUCACUGUCCGAUGAUAUCGGAAAGGAGCUUGGACUGGUUGAGAUACAGGUCGCCCCAGCUGCGGAUACUGAACUUGUGAAGAACAAUCGCGAGUUCUGGGAAGACUAUCUGAAGGAUCCCAACUUUGUCGUGGUAGUGGCUAAAAAGGCAUAA